This is a messenger RNA of Stylophora pistillata, 948 nucleotides long. Its product is annotated as melanocyte-stimulating hormone receptor-like. Gene Ontology annotation, cellular component: membrane. NCBI's taxonomy places the organism in Eukaryota, Metazoa, Cnidaria, Anthozoa, Scleractinia, Pocilloporidae. Gene Ontology annotation, molecular function: G protein-coupled receptor activity. Gene Ontology annotation, biological process: G protein-coupled receptor signaling pathway. The record is from RefSeq and is a predicted model, not a curated record.
AUGCCGACAACAAACUUCAGUAGAGGUGGAACACAGACCGAGACAUUUCAAGAGCUUCAUUGCUCCCCAUCUCUGGUUGGUGGGCUUCAGCAAGAAUUUAAAAUUUCUCUCCUAAUAAUCUACAUUCUUCUCUCCAUCACAGCAUUUCUUGGGAAUUUUCUUAUCCUCGUUGCCCUUCACAAAGAAUCUUCCCUUCAUCCGCCAUCCAAACUCUUCUAUUGUUGUCUGGCAACAACUGAUCUGUUGAUUGGUGUUGUAGCCCAGCCUCUCCAAGGUGUUUAUUGGAUUUCCUUGGGUCACGAGCAAUGGAAUCUCUGUCGAUACGCAUUUGACUCAGCCUUCAUCACAGCCCAUGCAUUAGAUGGAGUGGCUUUAAUGACGAUGACGGCCAUAAGCGUGGACAGACUCCUCGCCCUGCUGUUGGGGUUAAGAUACAGACAAAUUGUAACUUUGAAGCGCACAUACAUCAUUGUAACCACCUUUUGGAUUGCAUCUAGUGUCAUUGCGUUGUGCUACACAUCAGAUUACCGUAUUAUUAGUUGGUAUGGCCAUAUAAUUAUACCAUCUUGCCUUGUUAUUUCGGUCGCCUCGUAUGUAAAAAUUUUCCGGGGUCUCAGUCAUCAUCACGCUCAAGUACAAGAUCAUGUCCAACAACAGCCGAGUCAACGAAAUGCACUGAACAUGGCGCGAUACAAAAAGGCAUUGUACAGUGCACUAUGGGUGCAGUUAGCAUUAGUUGUUUGUGCUGCACCAUUCUUCAUAGUGACAAUUGUAAUCACUAACAGUAAAACAUAUUCAUUACAAUUAAUAGAAAUAUGGGAUGUAGCAGUUGUCUUAGUUCACUUUAACUCGACGUUAAACCCGUUCCUUUACUGUUGGAAAAUUAUUGAGGUGAGGCAAGCAGUAAAGCAGACAAUCAGACGAACACUUUGCCGUCCAGGGAGUUAG